Molecule: messenger RNA, 1080 nt
Organism: Lathyrus oleraceus (garden pea)
Lineage: Eukaryota; Viridiplantae; Streptophyta; Magnoliopsida; Fabales; Fabaceae
Exons: 1
Coding region: 238-825 (195 amino acids)
Source: RefSeq, a predicted model, not a curated record
AAUAAGUUAAUCCUUUUUCAAUGUAAAAAAUAGAGUUUUCUCAAACAAACCUACUUUUUUUAUUCUUUAACCACAAUUGUAAAGGCAUAGUUAGCAUUCUCAUUUUCAAAAUAUUCUUGCUUUUCAUCUUUCCUUUUCACACUUGGAUAAACACUAUAUAACAUUAACAUUAAACCAAUCUUCUGUGGGCACCAAAAUCUUCUUAGCUUUAGCUUCUUUUGAGUAGUAAACAAUUCUAUGGAAAACAACAACAGUUCAUCAAAUUCUUCUGUGUGCACCAAAAUCCGUCAUGUCUUUGCAAGCAAUCCUGCUCUCCAAGCAAUUCAAAGAAUCUCAAGCAUCAAUCAAGAACACAAACAAAUCCCCAAUGGUUCAAAUUAUCCAUCAUCAAAUCCCAAGACUAGUAUUGUCCAAACCAAACCACAUCACAAGUCUCAAACAGAAACAUCAUCAGAACCAAUCCAUAUCAAGUUUGAUUAUUCAACACCUACAUACAAAGAGAAAGGACACUCAUCGGCAGUUUCAACUGUUGGAAAUUCAGAACAUGUUCCCAAGAAAGCAGUGACACACAAUGGUAAUCAACAAGGUAAGGAAUCAGUGGAUAUAAAUGACACUUUCAAAGAAUUCAUUCAACGUGCUAAGAAGAAAAUCAGAACCAUGUCGACUAUCGGUCGGGGUCAGAACAACCCUACAGCUGAACCAGAUCAUGAAAUCCAUCAUGGUACCACUACUGCUGGCAAAAAUGAAAGCCAUGAAGACCAUUUUCAGGACUUCAUUCACCGCGUUGGGAAGAAGAUCAGAGCCACAACCAUGAGAAGAAAUUAAGAAUUUGAUUAUUGAAAAAGGGUGUGUCAAAAGAAUGUUGAUUAGUAAGCUGGUGUUGGUAAAGUGUCGUGUUAAGUAACUAUUAUCUAAUAUAGGUAACUGAGUGCAGAUAAAAAUAAGAUCAGAGCCUAUUAUGGUUUGCAAGCCUAAUAUUUAUUUCAUAUCUCAUAUUUGUGCUAAAUUGUAGACUUAACUUUUAAUUCUACUUGUGGAUUGUGAAAUCUAAUGAUUACAAUAUGACAUGUUAUCAUUGAA